Limanda limanda (common dab) is the source of this 1600-nucleotide messenger RNA. RefSeq names its product family with sequence similarity 98 member B (gene tslig3b). Gene Ontology annotation, cellular component: tRNA-splicing ligase complex. The coding region runs from base 111 to 1190 and encodes 359 amino acids. The record is from RefSeq and is a predicted model, not a curated record. The transcript is spliced from 8 exons. Lineage: Eukaryota; Metazoa; Chordata; Actinopteri; Pleuronectiformes; Pleuronectidae.
AGGCUGUUUCCUGAAUGGAUGAAAACCGAGUGUUCGAGUUGACGCUGGAAGAUAAAACCGGACUCGAAGUGAUGUUGUGAGCGGAUAAACUCACUUGUAGAUAAAAAACGAUGGAGUGCGACAUCCUGGACACGCUGGAGCAGCUGGGGUACGAGGGGCCCCUGCUGGAGGAGGAGGCGCUGCUCCGGGCCGCGGAGGGAGGCCUGUCCUCCCGGGACUACGUGGAUCUGUGCCGGUGGUUUUCCUCCAGGCUGCAGCCGCUGUGUGGGCUGGAGGAGACCAUCACGUCCGGUCCAGAGGACAUGGACGGCCUCCAGGUGGAGAUGAGCGGUUUGCUGAAGGAGCUGCACUGUCCCCACGAAGAAGCCGUGUCGGGGAUUCUCAAGGGCGCCGUGCGAAACACAAAAGAUCAUCUCAAGAUUGUGUUGUUUCUCAGCUCAGAGCUUCAAACUGCUCAGAUCGUGAGGAGCAGACGAGUCUCCGAUAAACAUCAGGAGGAGAAUCCGCUGUUUCAGGACGUUUCAUUAAUCUGUGAGACCCUGAAGCUGCCGGCGCCCAGAGGAGCCGACGCAGAGCGAGUCUUCGCCCAGAUCCAAAACACGGUUGAUAAACUCAUCAAAGAUCUUCCUAAUGGCUCCAUUGAAAGUCCAGUUCUGAACAAAUCUCUGAGCAGUGAACAGUGGGCGAAGUUGCACGGCAUCAACUCGGUCCUGUCCUCAGAGUACGAGUGUCGGCGCAGGAUGCUGAUCAAACGCCUGGACGUCACGGUCCAGUCGUUCGGGUGGUCCGACCGAGCUAAGGUGAAGGUGGACAGCAUGGCGAGCGCCUAUCAGCCUAAGAGACACUGUCUGAGGCCACAGUCCCACGUGGACAUGGCCAAGCUGCUGGCGGCCAGAGAGGACAUCUGCAACGUGGUGAAGACGAGCAGCGGCUCCAGCAGAGACAAAACCGCUUGCGCCGUCAACAAGGUCCGGAUGGGCAGAGUGCCAGACAGAGGGGGGCGUCCCGGGGAGAUUCAAGCCCCGCCUCGCGAGAUGCCAGCCUGGAAGGAAAGACAAGAAGGUGGAGGUGGAUGGGGAGGACGUGGCGGCAGAGGUCGUGGAGGAGGAGGUGGAGGUGGUUGGAGAGGCGGCGGCGGGUGGAACCAGGGAGGACAUGAUGGACACGGACGGAAGAGAGGACGGUUCUAGCAUUCAUUUUCUACAGACUUUACAUUUUUGUGAAGUGAUAUUUUUUUUUCAUUUGAACUGAAUCCUUUCAUGGAGGAGGAACUUUUCCAAAAAACGAAAGCAGACUUUGCAGAAUUCAGAGACAAAUCUUCCUCAUCUGGAUGAUUUCAAAUGCUCCUUUUUUUUUUUAAGUAAACUUAAAUCAGUGUUAAAUCUCUAAUAGUCUUGGUGUGAAAAUAUGAGAUAUUAUAUCACUACGAUAGGGAUACAAAUCAAGAAUCUUUAUCAUGUGACUCGUGUUCCAGUUCCUCUGUGAAGGAUCAACUAUAAAAUAUCAAUUAUUACCUCAUUUAUUAGCUCUACACACUGCUGUAAUUCUUUGAUCUCUGGAUUUGUAAAGAAAAAAAAAUAAAGAAUUCUGAUUUAACCUC